Messenger RNA from Bombina bombina (fire-bellied toad), 1300 nucleotides. Its product is annotated as vomeronasal type-2 receptor 26-like. The transcript has 4 exons. The record is from RefSeq and is a predicted model, not a curated record. Gene Ontology annotation, molecular function: G protein-coupled receptor activity. NCBI's taxonomy places the organism in Eukaryota, Metazoa, Chordata, Amphibia, Anura, Bombinatoridae. Gene Ontology annotation, cellular component: membrane. Bases 104 to 1300 code for a protein of 398 amino acids. Gene Ontology annotation, biological process: G protein-coupled receptor signaling pathway.
GUCACAAGUUUUUGCUGCUAUUUCAGUGCAGCUGAGCUCCCUGACUCCUGGUCAAGUAAGAUUGUGUCUGCGGCUGUCGUCAGUCUAGAUUGAGAAAGUUGGGAUGCUGGUCAUCAGAAGGAAAACCCCACGUUCUGUGUGUAGUGAGAACUGCCGGCCAGGUUACAGGAAGUCUGUUCGGGAAGGUCAGCCAGUUUGCUGUUAUGACUGCGUGCCCUGUCCAGAAGGAGAGUUUUCCAACCUAACAGAUGUGGCUGUAUGUGUGAAGUGUCCAGAAGACCAAUGGCCAAAUGAAGAAAAAACAACUUGCAACCCGAAGCUUAUAACUUUCCUGUCCUACCAAGAGCCAAUAGGAAUUGUUCUGACAUUUAUAGCAGUAUGCUUUGCUUUUAUAACUAUAGUGAUUCUGGGAAUAUUUAUUUGCUUUCAAGACACCCCAAUUGUGAAAGCCAACAACAGGGAUCUCAGUUACCUUCUUCUGACAUCUCUCAUAUGCUCAUUUCUUUGUAGUCUACUCUUCAUUGGACAUCCAAAACAGCUCAUUUGUUUUUUGCGUCAAGCUGUUUUUGGGAUAACUUUUGCCAUUUCUUUAUCUUCUCUAUUGGCCAAAACAUUAAUAGUUGUAAUAGCCUUCAAUGCCACUAAACCAGGAAAUAAUUUACGUAAAUGGGUUGGCACUAAAGUCCCUAAAUAUAUUGUUCUCAUCUGUUCACUUAUUCAAGUAUUUAUUUGUAUUUUAUCACUUAAUAUAACAUUUCCAUACCCAUAUUAUAACAUGAAUGCCGAAAUUGGUAAGAUCAUAGUUGAAUGCAAUGAAGGACCAGAUAUGUCUUUUUAUUUCAUACUUGGAUAUCUUUGUAUUUUGUCAUCUGUGAGUUUUAUUGUUGCUUUUUUGGCAAGAAAGUUACCUGAUACCUUUAAUGAUGCAAAAUUAAUUACAUUUAGUAUGCUGGUUUUCUGUAGUGUUUGGAUUUUCUUUAUUCCAACCCAUCUCAGUACGAAAGGAACAUCCGCUGUGGCUGUUGAGGUGUUUGCAAUCUUGGCGUCAAGCGCUGGGUUACUCAGUUGUAUAUUUGCUCCCAAGUGUUAUAUAAUUUUAAUUAAACCAGAGAAAAACAGCUGUGUCCAGCUUCAGCAUAAAGAUGUGCAUUUGAAGAAGGUCAGAGAAUUCAGCUCUACUUCAGUAAAUAAAUCAUUUUUAAAUGAACAUGCUGAUAUUUGUGGAUGUUGGGAACUCAUUUCAGAACCACACACCAGUCACUGGUACUAUGGCUAUGCCCAUAAUAGGCCCCAAUCAUGA